UUUGCGGAACAGUUUGCAACCGGCAUGCAACAGGCACGAUCAUCAUUCUUCAAUGGUCUACGCACUGUUUCAGGUACCAUCUUCAACAUGUCACCCGAGUAUUUUGUUGCCAGAUAUGACCGCGCCUCCGUCCAGCAAAUUAUGGAUAUGAUUGGAUGGGAGGCGGGGAAGGGGAAGACCUUCGACGUUUUCAAAGCACCGGUACUUUACCCUGAUAACAUUGUUAACGAGAAAAAGAUUUUCAGAAACUGGUUGACGAUCGCGAAGGUCAUCAAGGUUUCAGUGUGCGGCAAGAUGUCAUUGUUCCCCAAGGGGCGUGGUGGCCCGCCUACCUAUGCGAAGAUUUGGAAACUCGAAAGCUGCACUCCCGGUAUGAUUGCAUUUGGUGUGACUUCGGUAUGUAUUGAUAUAAUCUUCAUGCUAUCCCCAGAUCAAGAAUUCUCCGGGGAUGGUAUUGGAGCCAUUUCUUCGAUCCCUUACCACACCGUCUUCCGCGCCGUGAAAAGAUUCUUCAUCGUCAAGUGGACCCAUGAACGCAUCAAAGCCAUUGUGGGACAAAUUAACGGUUAUGUCUUCGAUAAUGUUGCUCAGACGGAGGAGGACUAUACCGCAGGCCAGCCUGAAGACAUGGUUGAUCGUGUCAUGGCAGCAUUGGACGAUUCCGAUAGCAGUUCGGAUGAGGACCCCAUUGGCCCUGACAGCCUUCGUGCGCACCAUCCUACCAUCGUUGAACCAAGUUCUUUGACCGCAUCCUCAUCCUCAAAUACUGUUGCGGUACUAGUAGCUUCUCCCCUGCAACAUGAACCCCCCCUGCCUUCUGAUGUCGUGCCAUCAAUCUCAACUCAGGGUGUGGUACUCAAUCCUGGGUCAAGCGCUACAAGUCCGGAGUCUGCCUUAGCUGCUACAGUGAUAGCAGCACCCCAUCCGAAGCCAGCUAUUGAAGACUCAGUGACUGUCGUUACGAAGUCAACCAAGGGACGUCGGGGAAAAGGUCAGAAGGCUGAUAUAAAUGGGCAAGAUGUUCGCCGUUCCUCUCGUCAGACCGUCUCUACUAAAUAG
Messenger RNA from Suillus clintonianus, 1059 nucleotides. RefSeq lists its product as uncharacterized. The transcript is spliced from 3 exons. The annotation marks the transcript as partial. The record is from RefSeq and is a predicted model, not a curated record. NCBI's taxonomy places the organism in Eukaryota, Fungi, Basidiomycota, Agaricomycetes, Boletales, Suillaceae.